This is a messenger RNA of Patiria miniata (bat star), 2723 nucleotides long. RefSeq names its product bifunctional epoxide hydrolase 2-like. The record is from RefSeq and is a predicted model, not a curated record. The transcript is spliced from 20 exons. Gene Ontology annotation, molecular function: lipid phosphatase activity; magnesium ion binding. Gene Ontology annotation, cellular component: peroxisome. Gene Ontology annotation, biological process: cholesterol homeostasis; phospholipid dephosphorylation. Lineage: Eukaryota; Metazoa; Echinodermata; Asteroidea; Valvatida; Asterinidae. Bases 165 to 1859 code for a protein of 564 amino acids.
UUUGUCUUUAUUCAAUCCAUUGCACUUCGUCUGCUUUUGCCUGUUUGUUGCACGGCUGAACGUGUUGUUGAACCCAAAAUCGGGAUAUUGGGAUAGAAGUGUCUCAGAUCUUCGAAUAAAGGGAGUUGGUUUGAGGUUGAGAGUUGAUUCAAUCAAGAUCCGGGAUGGCAAUCAAGGCUGCUAUCUUUGAUGUUGGUGGCGUUCUCAUCAAGAGUCCUCUCCACUAUCUGAUGCAACUUGCUGAGACACAUGGCUUGCCAGCGACUUUCCUGGUGAAUGUCUUAAGGAAAGGCGCUCCAGACAAUGCUUUCUGCAGAGCUGAGAGGGGAGACCUUUCCAUCUCACAGAUGCUGAAAGAACUGCAGAAGGAUUUCCAGCAAUCAGCCACAGAGACAAACACGGAGAUUCCCAAGACGUUCAGUCUCAAGCAGAUGAUUGGUGGAUUACAUAAACAGCCUCCUCAUACCGAGAUGAUCAAUGCUGUUGUCAACUUGAAGAAUCAUGGUUUGAAAACUUGUGUCCUGACUAACAACUUCAUCUUUGACUUGCCCUCUGGGUCUGAAGAACCAGACAGUGCCAACUUCCUGCUCAUGAUGAGGUUCAUGUUUGACGAGAUAAUUGAAUCUUGUAGGACUGGCCUGAGGAAACCUGAACCAGAGAUUUACAGCUUGGCUUGCAAGAGGCUUGGUGUUUCUCCUGAAGAAACCAUCUUUAUUGAUGAUCUGAAGGGUAAUCUGAAGAGCGCUAAGAAACUGGGAAUAAAUACCAUCUUGUUCAAGGAUCCUGAAUCAGCCCUUGCAGAGAUUCAAGAAUACACUGGUAUUGACGUGUUUCAGCCGGCAUCACCAAUUUCAGCUGACCCUGAUAAAUUAACUCACAGCUACGUAACAACAAAGGAUGGCAUCAAGUUGCAUUACGUUGAUAUAGGAGAAGGUCCGGUGGUCGUCCUGUGCCAUGGUUUCCCUGAAUCUUGGUACUCAUGGAGAAAACAGAUUCCUGCCUUGGUCUUAGCUGGCUACCGUGUCAUUGUUCCUGAUCAAAGAGGCUAUGGGGAUUCCUCGUCUCCAUCUGAUAUUCAAGAUUACACUCAAGACUGUCUGUGCAGGGAUCUAUCAGCUCUCCUAGAUUCCUUGAGUAUACCAAGAGCUGUUUUUGUUGGUCAUGAUUGGGGUGGUGCUAUUGUGUGGAAAAUGGCUCUCAGGUAUCCAGAACGCACAAGAGGUGUUGUUGGUGUGAAUACUGCUUACUUUCCUCCCAACCCUAAGAACAACCCACUGCAGAGAAUGUAUCAGAAACCAGGCAUGUUUGACUACCAGCUGUACUUCCAAACUCCAGGCGUGGCCGAAGCUGAACUAGAGAAGGACUUGGAGAAAACUUUGAAGUUAUUUUUCAGAGCUCCGGGGAAACGGGACCAUUACCCAGGAUCAGAGAAGAUUGGUGUUCAUAAUGUAAGAGAGAGAGGUGGUUUGUUAGUUGGUGUUCCCGAUGAUCUGUCUAGACCUUCGCUGCUUACUGAGAAAGAUUUGGCUUACUACGUCAAGCAGUACAAGACAUCAGGAUUCAGGGGUCCUCUGAACUGGUACCGGAAUGUUGAACAAAAUUGGAGAGAUUCCCUGAAAGACAUUGGCCGUAAGAUCCAUGCCCCGGCUCUGAUGGUUACAGCGGAGAAAGAUCGUGUCUUGACUCCAGAAAGUAGUAGAUAUAUGGAACCAUGGGUCCCUAAUCUGUCUCGUCUGCACAUCAAGGACUGUGGCCAUUGGACUCAGAUGGAAAAGCCCAGAGAAUUGAACGAUGGUCUCAUCACAUGGCUCAACGACAUCCAUGAAAAGGCUAAUGUUCAUGUAGAAUCUAGACUGUAAAUUACCAUAGCAACCUCAUGGAUCCAUGGCAACUCUGUAGCCAUGGCAACUUUGCGUCCAAGAUUUCAGUGGCAGUUGUAGGUAGGAGAUAAGUUUAAUAUAAAAUUAUCUAAAGUCAGAUUGAAAGAAAACUUUACUUGAUGAAGUAUUUUUUAGUGAAGAACAUAUUACUUGUUAGGCAAUAUGGUGCUUUUGUAAUUUAUAAUUGCAAUGCAAUCAAUAAUUAAAAAUGUGUAAAGAUUUACGAAGCAAAUAUAUCAAAGAUUUCAGGUAGUUUUGAUAUUUUGUUGAAUUUGUCAAUAUGUAAAAUUUGUAAUUUAAAAAAGUUCACUUUUUUUAUAAUGAAAUGAAAUGUAUGCAUUCUUUCAAAUGUUUAAAGUUUUUUUAACAGUACUAUAAAAUUAUGGAAAGGGAAAUUUUCUAUGGUAGAAAAAUAACUAGGUGCGAGUUGAAAAUAGUUUGGUGUUAUAUAUGAACACAUUUUUCAACAAAUUUUUCACAAUUUGUCACUGUUUUAAAAACAAAUUGUAGAUUUUGAUCAAUGUUAAUUUUUACGGCAUUUUUGAAUGACCUAUCAAAAUGCUGCAAAACAUUCUUGCAGAUUUAAGAUCUUUAAAUUGAUGACAAGGUAAAAGAGAGAAAGCCCUUUAAAAAGCAAGAAAAUAUGUGAAGGGUAAGGAAUUGAACAGUUGAAAGUUAAAAAUUGCAAAGUGUGGUAAUGGCACCAGUGUAUGAAACAUACUACUUAUUUUGUGGCAUAUGCACAAAGUUAAAAGCAAUUUGUUGAAAAAUACAUUUUUAAACUAUUCAAAUGUGUACCAAAGUGUGCCCAAUAAAAUAAAAUAUAAAUUGGUUUUAUCGCAA